Messenger RNA from Epinephelus moara (kelp grouper), 8198 nucleotides. RefSeq lists its product as uncharacterized. The record is from RefSeq and is a predicted model, not a curated record. The transcript is spliced from 3 exons. Bases 358 to 7023 code for a protein of 2221 amino acids. Gene Ontology annotation, biological process: positive regulation of calcineurin-NFAT signaling cascade. Gene Ontology annotation, cellular component: Z disc. NCBI's taxonomy places the organism in Eukaryota, Metazoa, Chordata, Actinopteri, Perciformes, Serranidae.
GCGUCCUGUGUUGCUGCUCAGUUUGGCCACACUGACUUGUGCGUCUAUUUUGGUAUCUUCUGAGCUCGCUGUCAGGACCCUAGCCACACCAGUGCAUUUGAACAUGGAUCUGAGGGCUUGACUCACUUUGGUGGCUCUGCACUGGAAUCUACGUUGAGGAUCUGUGUUUGAUACCAAAGUCUAGACUGGACGGUUACAGUCGGCGUGGAAGACCCAUCAUGAAGGAAGUUUGCAUAUCCCACCACUUCCCUAAUGACAACCUGAGCUGGACGAAAACCAAAACAUCUACAGAGCUGCAGGAGCUGUAGAGGAGGCAAGUCAAGUGAUGCACGAGACAGAAAGAAGGUUGUUGACAUCAUGAGCUGUGUGGAAAAGCGGCACAUGAGCCACCGGGUGGGGAGCAUGCUCCACCAUCGCUUCCCCAAUGGCUUCUCUGACUUGUUCAUGGACGAGACCGAUCGUGAGGUCAGCACUCUCACGGAUCGGGCCUUCCGAAGUCUCUGCGUUGGAGAUGACGCGGUUUAUAAUGACGAGUUCUUGUGUGGAUACUCACCUUUCAGUUGCCACAAACCUUUGGCAGGGGAGCCUCUUAAAAAGACUCAUCAGAAGGAAUCUAAAAAGCAAGGGCAAAGCAAAAAUGAUAAAAACUAUGCCCAGCCAUGGACACAGCAGCAACAGAAGAAUAUAUCAAACAUGUCUUCUUUCCUCAAGGCAUUAAGUGCCACCGAGAAAAGCUGUGAGGGGAUGUUGAUCAAAAAUGGAGGUAUGACGGACUCUAAUGGGGAAUCGUGGGAUAAGUCUGCACUUCGCAGCAUCCAAAGAGAGCUAUCUGAAUUCUCCUCGGAUUAUCACACUAAUCUCACAGAUGGACAUUACAAGAACCACCAUAAGCAUCACUCUGGAAAUGGUUCAUCAAACAAAACAGGCAAAGAUGCUGCCCUUCCCUCAGGGAAAUCCUCAAAGAGCAAAAAUGGGAAAUCUACUGUCAAACUAAAGAAACUUAACAUCAAAAACUUUUUCCUCCAUAGUGAGUUUAGCCCUUUCCAAUCAUGGAGAGAUUUUAACCAGUUCCCUUUUGGCCAAGAGGACACCUCUAUUCUCCCCACAGAUAACAUCCCUAAAUGGUAUGACUUGCCUUUUUACAAGGAGCUGACAGAGGCACACAGAAAAGAGACUCUGCACACAGAGGAGCCACAGUCAUGCCAGAAAGCAGCAGUUGAGCCCCCUCCUCCCACUGCUCCUAAACCCAUCCCUCCCCCUCCUCCGCCUAAGGUCCUGCCAAAGCCCUCAGCUACUCCGGCUGAGAAGAGGUGCACAUCAGACGGUGGGGAUGGGAGUGCUGCCCCCUGGAGGCGCAACAGGUCCAGGGCAAAAAGUGUGAUUCCAGUCAAUCAGCCUGGGAUACCCCCUCAGGAAAAUAGUUCAAAAACAGCAGAUGAAAGUCUUUGGUUGGUCAAAAAGGAAGCUAGAUCGGUAGAGGUGAAAGCAAUUGAUGAAGUCAGCUCUUUGGCAUCGACUCCCUUCAGCAUCUGCCAGCUGAUGACUCCCCUUAUUCCCUCCAGACAACCAACAGAUACAUCAGAAAUCCUCCAAACUGUCCUCUCGCCCUCUGCCCUCGAUCUCCCACUGAGACCACACUCUGAGGCCAAAGGGACCCCUGAACCUCCAAUCAAGCGGGACAGCUACAAAUCACUCGCCUCCAGCAUCCUCUUCAACCUCAAGGACAACAGGAAAAGGGUGAAAAGCCGCUACAGCCCUCCUAAAUUCAAAACAUUAGAAGUGCCUGAGAGUGGCACCCAAUCUCCACAAUCAGAUCAACCAAAAUAUCCACAAGCUGGCUCUGAGGGCUAUGCAUCUGGGUUAAGUACUCCUGCCAUUUCAAAAGAUGAACAGACAGUUUGCAGUCCUGUUUUGGAAGCUAUCAGCAGCCCAACUGUUGUUCUUACAAAGCAGGAUACUGAUGGACCUCUUUCAGAUGAUUAUCUGUUAUCAAAUCUACUGCAAACCAAAAAGGAGGCUGCAGGUAGUCAUGGUGAAGAGAAUCCUAUCACCUCCCUUAUACUCUCAAAAAAGAGCAGGAGUCCCAAGGCUAAAAAGCAAAACUACCCUUCCCUGAAUUUGUACAAGAAGGCCAGCCCUGUUGAUAGUGAUAUGAAAUAUCUCCAAGUCCCUCUGAGCACCAAUGCUCCUAUACACAUAGACCAACCAACUGAGGCAAAUGAACUAUCAGCACUCAUGCUAAACAAACUCUCUCCAACAGCACUGCCAACAAACACAGGGCUUUCUCCAAAUACUUUAAAUGUCAGCAAAGACCGUUCACCCAUAAUUUCACCCUAUGCCCUUGAGAAAGAGGGGUUGUCAUCAAAUCUAUCAGUAGGGAAAAGAGCACCAAAUGUACCAGACAAAGCAAAACGACCUGCAAAAGACAUAAAAGAAAAAGACUUCAGCCCUAAGGAAAAAGAUACCAGUGGCCAAACCAUGAGUACAAUGGAUGUGAUCAGAGCAGCAAAGGAAGCAAUUAAUGCAGCCAAAAACAAAGCUCUAUCUGCAGCUCAGUCAGAUAGCAUCAGCAAGCCCUCAGUCACAGAUGAACUAAGGGAGAAAGAAAUAGAUGAGACUGAAUAUUCAAAAGUGUUUGGCAGCAAGAAGGAGAGUUUGGUACAAGAAAAUAACAAUGUUUUAUCUCCUAGUAGGAUUGAGGCAACCCUGGAUGGCAAAAAGAGUAAUGUCAAGAAAGAGCCACCACCAGUUCCAAAGAGAAAUUUUGCUAAAACUGAUAUUCAGCUCUCCCUUCUUGAAAAACAGCAAGCACGUACUAUUGACAAGCUAGCUAAUGGUGAUUCAGGGGAUGCUAAAGUGGAAAUACCACCAGACGAAAAUGAAUCUAUCCAGAAGCAGGGAAAACCUAAACAUAUGUUCUCAGCCAGACAGAACAAAUACAUAAAAUAUCAGAGGUACGCAUUGACGGAUGAUGACCAAGGAGAGGAGUUUGAAGAAGGUGAUCAGAAAGUGAAUACAGGGAUGGAGACGCAUGAGGAGAUUAUGUCACCCAGAGAAAUGAGAGAUAGCGAGCAUAUAAUUAAUGAUUUGCAUGCUUUGAAAGAGCUGGAGAGAGUAAGGCUCGGCGAUCGUUUUCUUGAUAAUGCGAGGAAAAAAUUUGGUGUUACAAACAUAGAUGAGGAGACGAGGGCUAAAAAUGAUUUGAUCUCAAGGGAGCUAAGGAAUAUUAAGAAGGGUAUGCUGUCUAUGAGAGGAAACACAAUGGCUAAGAGAGACCUAUUUGCACAAAAAGAGAAGGCUCAGAGCAAGCAGGAGACUUUCACAAAGACAGACACUAACGUGAUAUUAAACAAAGCACUUAUAAAUGACAAUUAUGACAGGGCUAAAAUGGCACUUGAAGAGAUCAUCUCAGACAGGCAGAAGAGAAAGCAUAAAAUCACAGAGCAGGAUGCAAAUCCAAUAUUUGAUAAGAAUGCUGAUGAAAGUUACGUAACAAGGGUAGAGCAACGUAAAAAAGCUAUGAAAGAUUCUAUGACAGAGGACAAGGAAAAACAAAAUGGCAACGCUCUUACACUAAAAGAAAAAGAUUUAAAGGAGAGGUUAGGUGAUUUAAGAGACCACAAUCACAUGAGACAGAUUCUGUCGCAAACUGAACCUAGGCUUGGCGAAACUCACAGAUCAGGUGGUAGGUUAGCGCUAUCUGGCAUGGAAAAAACUGAUAAUCCUAGCUAUGAAUCAGAAGAGGUGAAUUUGAGAAAUAUAAUGAGACAGAUAUCUGAAGAGAGCGGAGAGAGUCUGAUGAACCAAAAUGAAGGCAAAAAGGGAGAUGUUCCACCUGUUCCUCCUAGGAGCAGAAAGGGAGGGAGUAGACGAGAUGAAAGUGUUACCAUGGACACAGAUAGUUUAAAAGAUGGAAAAUAUGAAAAUGGUGAGGUCCGCUUAAAAGAAAUGAGGAGUACAAGCUUAGGAAGACAAGAAGUAGAUAGUGACCUAUCCACAAGAGAAUCUAGUCAAAAUGAAACCAAUCCUGUUAAAGAGAGGUGGGAUAUGGUAAACAAUGCAAUAUCUAUUACAGUGACAGAUGGAGCAUCAUGUGAGUCCAGUUUACCUUCAGAAUACCCACAGUCUGAAAAUAGAUUGUGUUUAUCAACAGAGGCUAGAAGACAUGAAUAUAAGGCAAAUGACUUGCAUGCAGAUAGCCCCACAAUGGAAGCAACAUUUGAAAAUAUCAAUGCCAGAGCACAGGAAACAUGUAAAGUAAAGCGGAAAGCUCCUUUAAAACCAGACCAUUUAAACACACCAGAUGACAAUGUAACUAACAAUUCAGUAGCAGAUGAACCUGACAAAAUAAAUAGAGCUAGCAUGGAAAUAAAUUUGGAUGCUGACGCUAUUGGUGAAAUGCCCAGAGCUAUAAUAUCACCCUUACUACUGGUCAAUGGCGUCAGCAUCAAUCAGAGCCCUCCUGAUCAAGCCAGCUUGUCCUCAAAGUCAUCCUACUUCUCUGUGGAGAGUGCCCUGCACAGAAAUACAGAGACUGAGUCAAAUGUUUACCACUCUUUGGAGAACUUGAUUGGAGAGGUGGAGGAUGUUGAUGACCUGAUCCGAAAUCUUUCACGAAACACAAAACAGGAUUCGGACAGGACAGAAGUAGAAUAUUAUUCUUUAAGUGAUCAUGAAAGCGAGCCAGAGGUUGUAAAGUCUCCUCAAAAAGAGACAGAAGUACCAUGCCAAAGCUUAACUCAUGACGAACAUAAUCAGACACCAAUGUCACCCUCUAACACUUUCUUACCACCUAUGGGGAUCCCUGCCUUAUUUAAGGUCAAAGACAACACUUUCAGUAAUAAGUUGAAGUUGAAGUCCGUACAACCAUGGUCACCAAGAGGGAGUCUGAGUGGGUCAGAAAAAGGAGAGGAGGUACAUCAAGUAAAGGAAAAUCCAGAGCUCCCUCUGGCUAAUGAACCCGCCAUCAGAAUUAGCACACCAAUCCCAGAUGAAAUCUUCAAACCUACAGAGAUUCCAUCCAGUGCACCAAACCCAGAUGACAUCUUCAAACCUAAAGAGAUUCCAUUCAGCGCACCAAUCCCAGAUGAAAUCUUCAAACCUAAAGAGAUUCUGUCCAGCGCACCAAUCCCAGAUGAAAUCUUCGCACCUAAAGAGAUUCCAUUCAGCGCACCAAUCCCAGAUGAAAUCUUCAAACCUAAAGAGAUUCCAUUCAGCGCACCAAUCCCAGAUGAAAUCUUCAAACCUAAAGAGAUUCUGUCCAGCGCACCAAUCCCAGAUGAAAUCUUCAAAACUAAAGAGAUUCCAUUCAGCGCACCAAUCCCAGAUGAAAUCUUCAAACGUAAAGAGAUUCCAUUCAGCGCACCAAUCCCAGAUGAAAUCUUCGCACCUAAAGAGAGUCCAUUCAGCGCACCAAUCCAAAUUGAAAUCUUCAAACCUAAAGAGAUUCCAUCAAUCAGUUCACCUCCCCUGCUCCUGUCUCCUUCAAAUCUACAAAAUGAAAACCCAAAGAAACCACAAGCUGGAGGGUUCCUCACUGUCCCACAGGAGGAUGACAGAUUGUCUGGCAUGAGUCUGUCAUCUGAGGGAGUGGAGAGCCUAACAACCAGUACAGCUGACACAGCUGAUGAAAUGGGAACUAGUGCUGGAGUGUCAAAGGUUCCCAGUGAACGGUCUGGGUCCCCCUGCAGUGGCAAUGACAGCCAAACAGGGCUGCCUAAACCACCAGUUGUCUUACCCAAAUCUGAAAAGGCUGUUCUCAAAGCCAUUAAGUUGGCAAAUAGAAGGAUGAAGAAGGAGGAGGCCCAGAAGUCCUCCCACAAGUCAUCUCAAAGCAGCAGCAAACACAAAGGGGAUAAACACAAGAGUGACAAGUCUGAGCACAAAAGCAGCAGCAGUAGAAGUAGCAAGAGCAGUGAGAGAAAUCACAAAGAAAAGAUUAAAGAUGGCCAUCAUGACAGUGAAAGUCACCAUGGCAAAAAGGGUGAUGACCAGAGUGAGCAACAAUCCAGUGAAAGAAGAGACCACAACAGUGGAAACCAGCACCACGACAGAACCAAUGUGCGCCACAAGACUCGGAGAGAGAGCCAUGGUUCUGUGGAAAACAAUAACCAGAGCAAUGAAGCACUACCAAGUGUUACAGAAAGGCAAGGACGCACCAGCAACAGACACAUUCGAGAUAAGCCAGAGCAAAGGCACUACAGUAGCGAUAGGGUCAUCAGUAAUGUACCGGUGUACAAAGCUCAGCUCAUCGAGAGACCCAUGUCGGACAAGCCAUUCCACCGAUCACAAAGCAUUGAUAGGUACCUAGGAGAUAAAGUGGAGCGCAGGCUCAGUGCAGAUACAUCAGUCAAUGAAAAGCUUGAUCCAAGGACUCAGCGCAUUGAAAAAUCCAUCAUGGACGAGCUUCAGCAGAGAGGCAGAGCUAGAGACAAGGCGAACAGAGACAACCCAUUCAGAAGGAGUCACAGUAUCGAUGCAUACCCUAAUCCUAACCCUAACCCUACCCCCAACCCUACCACCCUCUCCCGCCAGUCAAGCCACAACAGCCACACUAGCCAGCUUUCACGCCAGUCUAGCAUCGAACACACCAUUGUUACGCAGUCCUUUCCUAUGACCCAACGUAAGCUCCUCCAGGAUCCAGACUCUGGGCAGUACUUCUUUGUAGAUAUGCCUGUACAAGUCAAGACAAAAACCUUCUUUGAUCCUGAAACAGGAAGCUAUGUGCAGCUGCCAGUUCAGCCGCCAGAGGGCGCUGUUCCUCAAGCAUCCCCCUUGGAAGUUUUGACCCCACCCCUGGUUGUUUACCACAGCUUUGUCCCGGUGCCUCUCUCUCCAAUGGCUCAGAAAGCUACCAUUCAAGCCCCUCAUAUGGAGCCAGAGGGGUUUGGGCAGAGAAACGCUGAAAGGUUGAGGCAAAUGCACUGUCAGGAGGGGCAUCCAUAUUUAGAGCCCAUCUACGGUCAACAUGACCACGUGUUAGGGGAGUUUGUAGGAACUGAGGAGCUGGACUGUCCAAGCUGAUAGGCCAUGAGGUUUGAAAGGAAUAAUCCAUCCUCCGUUUACACUGUUUUGCCAAUACCCAGUAGAAUGGUGGAGGGUAUACGCAGUUAUACGGGGUAUAUCCAUCUCUUUUUCUGGCCCAUAACAGUGUACCCACCUGUGGAGAGUAUAUGCAUGUAAACUGGAUAUACCCACCUCUUUUUCUGGCAGUUUACAGUAUCAGCACCUAUCAGCAGAAAGUCAUUAGAGUUUAUGGGAGGGUAUACCCACUUCCUCUUUGGUAACCAAUCUACCGAGUAGUACACCCACCUCAUCAGCUUCCACUACCCCACUGCCAAUACCUGUUUAAUUUUGAAAAGUGUUGAAGUGUUUCAGGGUGGAUUUUUCUUUCAAGGUUAAGCGUCUGAUCCUUGUAUUGCUUUACUUGCCUUGACUUACAUGAGACACAAAAGCUGCGCAGGCUUUGUGAAGCUACUGAGGCCUCGACUGGUUUUGUAAAGAGAAACGGGUUUGACUCAAGUGUAAACUGACAGGAGAUAUUGAAGUUGUGAAUUUCUGAUUAUUGUUGAAUGCUGUUGUUUGAAUGUGAGUUGAACAAUUUGUGUAAGAUAAUGUGCAAUUGUUGAGAAAGAUAAGGGACAUGGGUGAUCCAUGUACAUAAUGUAUUUAAGUUUAAACAGAGAGGGUAAGCUUGAAUGUAAAUGUGGAAUAUUUAUUGUAAAUGCUGAGAGUUUAUUAUACACAGUUACAGUGGUAUUGGGGUCUCCACUGCUUUUCAGGUAUUGUGGCUUUUUGUUUUAUUACCUGCAAAGUUUGUUGCCUUGAAAUUUCUUUUUUGCCGGACAGUUUGCAGUCACUUAACUUAUCAUUAGAGAUACUUGAAACAAAAUUCACUCAAAAUAUUGUUUUUUAUUUGUAUGUUACUGAUUUGAACUGAUAAUGUUAACACAACUACAAAAUUAACACAUUGCAUGCUAAAGUUGAAGUUGCAGUUACACCUGUUGAAUCUGUUUGAUACAAAUCAAAUUUCAUUUAUACUGUCUAAAAGCUUGAACUGGCGUUGUUGCAAUGAAUGUUUUUUAAUACGCAGAGGACACGAAGGAGAAUUGGUUUCGCACGUUUGUUGCAUUGGCAUUUUUCUAAACUAGAAUAAAGCAGGGCUGUAUUGUGUCUGUGAUCCAUUCCAAUAAAAAACA